CCCGACAUCCGAGCUUGAAGCUCUCCUCUUUUCUCUCUCUAGCCAUGGCCGGCCGUCCACCGAUCUCCCUUACCGGAGCGUUGUCGGCCAAAUCCUCGCGCCACUAAAUCCGCCCCGUCGAGGUGAUUCCAUUUUGCCCCUUUCCCCCUUCCCUUUUCUUUUGAAUCAAACCACCACCGCUACUCUAUUUACUGCCGCGGCCGAGCUUUUGUCGCCGCCGUUCCAGCCACUCACCUCUUCCCCUCUUCCUUCCACAUACCUCCCCGAGUUCUCAAUGUUCGGGAACACACUUUACCACCGCCGUCGAGGCCGUUCCAUCAUCAGUGCAUCGGCGCCCUAUUCUCUCUCUCCCCUCUGUUACCGGGCUGGAAGGAGGAGAAGAAAGAAAGUGACGGGAGGAAGAAGAGGAGGAGAGAGAAAGAAAAGAAAAAGAAUAGAAAGGCUGACAGGUGGCAUCAAGGAAGAAGAACAAGCUCUCGCCUCUGAAUCAAUGGGGAGUGGGGCUGAAACAUGCGCACGACAGCGGGCCUCAUGGGCAUGCUUGUGCACCUGCAGCGGAGCUGCGCCAAAGCGCUAAGCGCUAGCGGUGUCUUGACAUAUACUCUGUAUGUUGUCAUCAUCCAAACACCCCCGGUGGUACUUGGAUCAUGGACUAAACUGUCCCUGUCCUAUCGGAUGUUUGAAAAUUAAUUUAGAGUAAUAAACAUAGACUACAUACAAAACUAAUUACAUAAAUGAGAGCUAAUUCGCGAGACAAUUUUUUUAAGCCUAAUUAAUUUAUAAUUAGAGAAUGUUUACUGUAGCAUCACGCGGGCUAAUCAUGGAUUAAUUAUGCUCAAUAGAUUCAUCUUGCGAAUUAGUCCAGAGUUAUGAAAUAGGUUUUGUCAGUAGACUAUAUUUAAUACUUCUAAUUAGUAUCAAACAUCCGAUAUGACGUGUACUGAAAAAUUUUUAGCCCCAUCCAAACACCCCCGAUAUGCGUCACUGUAUUGUGCCAGAUAGAUGAAUAUAUCUGUUUAAAAAUUUCAGUCCCUUAACAACUGACAAAAGGACAUUUCAAUUAAUUAUACAAAAGGACAUUUCAACUGUUAAGUGUGCAUGGAUAUGCGAAGGGACGAACAGUAGCUAGUACUACACUAGAGAUUUUUUUUUUAAGUACAGUAAAGGUCUAGAUCUUUGAAAGACAUACACCACACCAUAAAUAGAGCACGGUACCAAGCUAAUGAGUACUGAGCAGUCGAGCUAGUGCCCAGCCUUGCGUUGAACAUCACAUUACGUACGUUUCAGCAAGCAGGUGCUCGAUCGAUCGGCCAUGGCACCGCCCACGGUGCUCAACUCCGGCGAGCCCGACGCCCGACGCCGCGAGCGGCCGCACGUCGUCUUCAUCCCGAGCGCCGGCAUGGGCCACCUCCUCCCGUUCUUCCGCUUCAUCGGCGCGCUGUCCUCCCACGACGUCGACAUCUCCGUCGUCACCGUCCUCCCCACCGUGUCGGCCGCCGAGGCCGACCACUUCGCCCGCCUCUUCCACGACUUCCCCAGCAUCCGCCGCGUCGACUUCAACCUGCUGCCGCUCGACGCCUCCGAGUUCCCCGGCGCCGACCCGUUCCUGCUCCGGUGGGAGGCCCUGCGCCGCUCCAUGCACCUCCUCGCCCCGGCCAUCGCCGGCGUCGCCCCGCGCGCCACGGCCGUCGUCACCGACGUCACGCUGGUGUCCCACGUGAACCCCAUCGCCAAGGACCUUCGCCUCCAGUGCCACGUGCUGUUCAUCUCAUCCGUGACCAUGCACUGGUGGAGAAACCAUCUUUCGUCGGUCGGCCGAUUUCCACAGUAGUCCCGGAUGCAAUAAAAACCGGGGCUAAAGAUGUUCUUUAGUCCCGGUUCAAAAGGGUAACGGGCAUAUUUGA
This is a messenger RNA of Oryza sativa Japonica Group (Japanese rice), 1904 nucleotides long. Lineage: Eukaryota; Viridiplantae; Streptophyta; Magnoliopsida; Poales; Poaceae. The record is from RefSeq and is a predicted model, not a curated record.